GGAUCCCCAAGCUAACUAGUCUUUUUUUGGUUAAAUUAUUUAAAUGGAUAUUUAAAAAUGAAUUUGUUAAUCUAUGGGUUUACUUUUUUUAGCAGUUUAUUAAUAACUGAUGCUGGCUAUGGAUAUUCGCCUAGUGUACAGUAUCCAGAUACAGGUGUAGAAACACCGCAGUAUGGAAAUCCGUAUGUGAAUAAACCAUGGUCCUCCAAAACUGGAAGAAACUAUGGGGGCACCCUAACGGCGCGGAGGAAGACUUACAGCGGAACUAAGACCAGUUAUAAAGGUGGAACUAAGAACCCGAGUUAUGGUGAAAAAAGAACAUGGGAGGGCAGUGCCCAACAGUCCUACGUCAUGUUUAAGAACAAUACAAAAAUGAUUUUUGGUGCUAAGUGUGAAAUAGAGUGCAAGAACAACGGAAUCUGCGUGGACACGAAUACGUGUCAUUGCCCGCCGAACUUUACUGGGAAAUAUUGCGAGUUCGAAAACAAGCCGUGUCUAGCGUUUCCACCGCUGCCCAUGAAUUCUCACAGAAAAUGUUCAGCAGAGACGUGCACAAUCCAGUGUAUGGAAGGUCACAAGUUCAUAGACGGCUCGAGUGUGGCGAACAUGCGCUGUGUAAACGGACGCUGGGAGCCGACACGAGCGGACCUCACGUCGAUUUCCGACUGCGAACCGCAGUGCGAGCCGCCGUGUCGCAAUGGGGGAGUCUGUUUGGCGGUUGAUACUUGUCAGUGCCCAUCUGACUAUAGGGGACCACAGUGUCAAUAUGACGUAAGCGCGUGCGACAUCCGUAAGCUGCCAUUCAACGGCGGGUAUAAAUGCACCGGUGACAUGGAAAAGUUCUCCUGCCAGCUCAACUGUCCCCCAGGAACUUCUCUAAGUAGCCCCUCAGUUGAUGUCUACACCUGUUUAUAUUCUACCGGAGUGUUUGAACCUCAACCGAUACCACAUUGCGUUGCAGAAAAUGUCGUCAUAAUCACUCCGAGUAGCCAUUAUACAAAUCCAAUAUAUGCACUUCACUCACCCAACGCAACGGAGCCUGAAAUCACGACAGCCUACCCGGUUGAGGGUCAUCCCUUAAUCGUGGUCCAAGACUUGACCCCCAAGGAAGGCCGCUGUUUCACGUGGGCUGGCGUGCACUAUAAGACCUUCGACGGAAUGAUUUACAGUUUCGAGUCUACGUGCGAACAUAUCCUCGUUCAAGACACCGAGCUCAGGUACAAAGUGGCUGUACGACACCCGCAUUGCGAGAGGAGAGGCUACUGUCCCUCCGAGAUCUCUGUAUACCUGGAGGACAAGAUGUACUCGCUCAGUGUUGGAGAGGAUGGUGCAGUGUUGUUCAGCAACGGAAAGCGUCUUAUACCGAUACCAGCAUUCCUGCCCGGACUCCGGGUACAGAUGCCGUCCGACAUUCUUAUCGUCAGCCUUGAUACCUUGGGAGUUGUUCUCAAAUGGGACACAAAUAACUUUAUUGUGGUGGAGGCCUCUGUUGCUCAAUGGAACAGCACUCGGGGUCUUUGUGGAACUCUAGACAGUGACCCAACCAACGACAUGACCACAAAGGAGGGCUCCAUCGCUAAAACUAAAUCCGUUAUGAUCGCGUCUUGGCAACUUAACAAAAUGAAUGAUAUUUGUGACGCAAGUACGAAGGACACUCACGCUUGUAUUACUAGUUCGGAGGAGGCAUUGAAAAAGGCGACUCAGUUUUGUACUAAAAUCUUCGCUAAGGACAAAUUCAGGCGCUGCUCGAAGGUAAUGGAAGUGUCGCAGCUAUUGGAAGCUUGCCAGUGGGAUUAUUGUGCGUGUGUGGACAGUUUGAGUCCUGAAGAAUGCGCUUGUAAAACCGUGUCAGUUUAUGCCAAGGAGUGUUUGAACCACGGCGUCGAAGAAAUGCGUUCAUGGAGGGAUUUUGAAACCUGUCCAAUGAAAUGUCCGGCUGGAAAGAUAUACCACUCGUGCGGACCAGACGUGCAGCCCAGCUGUGCCUUCCCCCAGGUCACUCCUGGAAAUAGCACCUGCGUCGAAGGGUGCUUCUGUCCCGAGGGCUUACUGCUUGAGGCCGGCCGCUGCGUCACCAAGGAAGAGUGUCCUUGCAGAUCCAGAAACAAGGUGUUCCCACCUGGAGCUGUUGUACCAAAGUGCUGUAACACCUGUAAAUGCGAGGCUGGUGCGUGGGUUUGCACGCAAGCGGCGUGUGGUGCACGUUGCAGUGCGAUCGGAGACCCGCAUUACACCACCUUCGACGGUCUGCGGUACGAUUUUAUGGGACAAUGUACCUACACCUUACUCAAGAGCGAUGACGUUUCCAUCGACGUGGAAAACGUCGCAUGUCCAAGGAAUACAGCAGAGGCAAUGAAUUUGAACCCGCACAAGGGAGAAAGUACUCUGUCGUGUACCAAAGCAGUGAGCCUCACGUACAAUGGAGCUACUAUCCAACUGAAGCAGGGCGGGUUUGUGAUGGUGAACGGCAAGGAGAUCGCCUCGCUCCCAGUCACCGUCGGCGACAUCAGGAUCAGGGCUGCCUCUUCGAUGUUCCUUAUAGUGCAACUACCUAUCAAGGUGGACAUCUGGUGGGACGGAGAUGACCGUCUGUAUGUCGACGUCCCACCCUCAUUCUCCGGCAAAACUACGGGCUUGUGCGGUACUUUCAACCUGAAUCAAAAAGAUGACUUCCUCACACCCGAGGGUGACGUGGAGCAGUCAGCUCACGCGUUUGCGAACAAAUGGAGGACCAGGGAGUUCUGCGAAGAUACCAGGACCGAGGCACCGGAACAUCCGUGCAAAGCCAACGUGGAGAACAAGGAAGCGGCCAUAGCUUACUGCAGCAAAUUGAAGAGCAACCUGUUUGAAUCUUGCCAUUGGCAUGUGGACGUAGAGCCGUUCUACGAGUCGUGUUUGUUCGACAUGUGCGCGAGCAACGGCGACAUCUCGCGGUUCCUGUGUCCGAUCCUGGGUGACUAUGCAAUGACGUGCGCCAUCAACGGCGUUAACAUACAGUGGCGAUACAACGUGAAGGAGUGCGAGAUGUCUUGCAGCGGCGGUCAGGAGUACACCGUGUGUGCGGACAGCUGCUUGCGUACCUGUGCAGACGUGGCGCAUACAGCCACAGAGCUGUGCAAGCCUACCUGCGUGGAGGGCUGUGCUUGUCCCACGGGACAGGUUUUGGAUAACAAUAAUGAAUGCGUCCCUGUUGCAAUGUGCCCGUGCUAUCACAAGGGUAUGGAGUUCAAACCUGGAUACAAAGAGGUUCGACCUGGCAGAAGAGAACGUGAGCUUUGUACGUGCGUAGGCGCACGUUGGGAGUGCGUGCCAGCGACGGACACGGAUAUUCUCAACUACCAGCCCGCUGAAGACAUCCGCUCUAACUGUAGUGCUGCCAACCAUAUGAUGUUCACCACCUGUCUGGUGGCCAGCCCACUCACCUGCAAGAACAUGCACCUACCGGCCUCAAUGACGACACAGGAAUGCCGACCGGGCUGCCAAUGUAAUAAAGGCUAUGUAUUGGACAGCAGCAGCAACAAGUGCGUGUUGCCCCAAAGCUGCCCCUGUCACCACGGCGGCAGGAGCUACCCUGAUGGACAUGAGAUGCAGGAGGAAUGUAAUACGUGUAAGUGUGAGAGCGGCCAGUGGUCUUGCACUCAGCAGCAAUGUGCCGGCGUGUGCGCAGCCUGGGGAGACUCGCACGUGGUCACCUUCGACGGCUCCGAGUACGACUUCGAGGGAGUCUGCUCCUACCUGCUCGCCAAGGGAGCCAUCGAGGGCAAAGACGGCUUCAGUGUUGAAAUUCAGAACGUUCCAUGUGGUACAACCGGAGCAACAUGCUCCAAGGCUGUGACGCUACGUGUGACCAGUGGAGAUUCUGACGAGGCUGUCGCGCUGAGUAGCAAUACCCCGCUAUCAAAACAAGAGAACAAACGUAUAAAAUUGCGUAAGGCGGGCAUAUUUACGUUCUUGGACGUACCAACUGCGGGUGUGACCGUGCAGUGGGAUGGAGGCUCGCGUGUUUACGUGCUACUCGACUCGGCAUGGAGGAAUAGAGUGCGGGGUCUGUGCGGCAACUUCAAUUCAGAUAUGCGAGAUGACUUCCAGACUCCAUCCGGUGGUGGUCUAGCCGAGACGUCUCCUUUACUCUUCGCUGACUCUUGGAAACUAAAACCAACCUGCCCCAAGCCAAAGGAGAGUACGGAUCACUGCGUGGAGCGUCCUCAUCGCAAGCAGUGGGCAUCUGGAACGUGCGGUCUGCUGAAGCAGUAUCCAUUCUCGCUGUGCCACUCCGAAGUGCCUGUGGAUGGAUACUUGCAGCGAUGCACGAGGGACGCGUGCGCGUGCGAUGCCGGAGGGGACUGCGAGUGUGCGUGCACCGCACUCGCAGCGUACGGGCAGGCGUGCGCCGCCCGUGGCGUACCCGUGCGCUGGAGAACAGACAAACUUUGUCCCAUGCAGUGUGAUGAGGAGUGCUCCAACUACAGAGAAUGUAUAUCGGCGUGCCCCCCAGAAACUUGUGACAACACCCUCGACUAUCCGGAUAUCAAAGCGGUGUGUGAGCACCAGACUUGUGUGGAAGGUUGCAAACAAAACAAGACCUGUCCCGAAGGCAGCGUGUACUUAAACAGCUCUUUGUCGGAGUGCGUUCCCCGUGCCAAGUGUCGGCCAGUGUGCAUGACGUUACCGGAUGGAAAGGUCAUCCUUGAAGGAGACAUCCUGGAAGAAGACGCGUGCCACACCUGUCGAUGUUCUAAGAAAAGUCGCGUAUGCAGUGGACAGCCCUGUCCCACACUUCUGACAAGUCCCGGUCCAACGUCAGCCCCAGAGACCACGCCGCACGACGAAGCCUUCCGCUGCAACCCUGGCUGGAGUCAAUGGUUCAACAGGAACGCGCCAGAUUUUAACACAACUGUAGCUCCAGUGGCCCUUGACGUCGAGCCUUUGCCUCGUCCUAAUGAAUUUGCGGCUGCAUCGCCGAUGUGUAGCAAGGAACAGAUGAAGACUAUCGAAUGUAGAACCGUUGGAGAUCACAGGAGUCCAAAGGAAACCGGUCUCAACGUAGAGUGUAGCUUGGAGAGGGGUCUCGUUUGUGAAGAGAAACAGAAGUUGUGCCCUGACUUCGAGAUUCGUGUCUUCUGCGAUUGUGCGCCGUUCCAAUGCUUGAACUCGAGUCACCCGAACAACCCUCAUCCUCACGACUGCUCCAAGUUUUAUGAGUGCACGCCAGACCCAGCCAACCCCGAGCAGCCCCACACAGUGCUGAAGGACUGUCCCCCCGGCCUGAUGUACCACCCGCAGCUCAUGGUGUGUGACUGGCCCAGCAACGUGCUUCCCAUCAGACCUGAGUGUUCUACAGACACUACAAUGGCACCAACGAAAGAGACAGUACAAUGUGACCAGGGCGAGGAGUACUCUGAGUGCGCGUUUCCAUGCGACUCACUUUGUGAUCACUUCAAGAGGAGUCUGCAAGAGAAGGGACAUUGUUCCUCGGAUGAGAAAUGCGUGUCCGGCUGUGUAAAUGUGACGAAGUGUGCGUUCGGCUCGCUGUGGCGCGACGAGCACACUUGUGUCCCGCCCAGAGACUGCACCUGCCUGUAUGACGGAAAUAUUGUCAAGCCUGGCGGAGUGAUCGUCGAUGGAUGCAGAAAAUGCCAGUGUAUAGACAACCAGUUGCACUGCGAUUCCAGCGAAUGUGUUACUAUCGAAAUACCCAAAGGCCCUACACACUCUCCCAUGAUAUUCCCUGAACCACAAAAAACAGUCUCAACUAUACACUUUUCAACGUCUACCACGUUCUCUACUACCCCGAUUCCAGUUACAACACUCACGCCCUCGUCUGAAUACGCAACUCCGACAACUGGUUACCCAAGUUCAACAACUGGUUACCCAAGUUCAACAACUGGUUUCCCAAGUUCAACAACUGGUCACCCAAGUUCAACAACUGGUUACCCAAGUUCAACAACUGGUCACCCAAGUUCAACCACUGGUUACCCAAGUCCAACAACAGGUUAUAAAAUUCCAUCAACAGGCUACCCUAGUUCCACAACAGAACAUCCAACUUCGACUCCAACAUCAACCGUACCGCCUACUCUUACUACAAUUAUAAUCAGGGCUACAGAAUCUCCGCCUCCUAAAUGUGAUCCGCAAAACUACAUGACACUACUCUGGGGCGACCAACAGCUACCAGACAGCUCAUUCAAAGCCAGCUCAGUUUAUAACGACCUGUUUAUGCCACAGUUCGCAGUGCUAGAUGGCCACCCACUCGAUAUCACUGCGGGAAGCUGGAACCCAGCAAUAGAGGAUAAGAAGCCGUUUAUCCAAGUGGAGUUGCCAGAGAAGACCCCAGUUUACGGUGUGGUGAUGCAGGGUAGCCCACUCUACAAUCACUUUGUGACCAGUUACGAGGUCAUGUAUGGAGAUGAUGGCAACGUUUUUUCGCCAGUCGAAACCCCAGAUGGGAAUCCUCAGAUAUUCCGCGGACCAGUCGACCACAAAAACCAAAUGAAGCAAAUGUUUGAUCGUCCUUUCGAAGCAAAGUUCGUACGCAUUCUCCCACUGACCUGGCACGAAGAGAUCGCAGUACGCUUCGAGCUUAUUGGGUGCAAAGAGAUCGUUUCUACCACGUCUACGGCCGCCCCUACCACUCCUUCUACCGCUGCCUCUACAACUGUUUCUACUGCCGCCACUACCACUGUUUCUACUGCUGCCUCUACCACCACUUCAACAAGCACUUCUACUACCAUUACGACUACUACUACAGUUGCUCCUGAAAUACUUGAGACGACAAGUACUACGUUGGUAUACACAACUCCGGAGCCACUCCAGUGUACUGAGCCGCUGGGGAUAUCCGCUGGGCUUCCGAUUGAGAUGAUAGAAGUCAGUUCUCACAACGAGGAUCGCCAGUAUUUAACUCUCAACUCAACCAGGGGAUGGCAACCACUAUACUCCACUCCCGGCGAGUGGAUCAUGUUCAACUUCACAUCACCACGCAAAAUAACUGGCAUUAAAACGAAGGGUGGCACCAAGGGCUGGGUGUCAGCCUUCAACAUCAUGUACACAACCGAUCUUACCACCUUCAACCCGGUGCUGGAUACAUCGGGAGCCCCCAAACUGUUCCCGGCUAACUUCGACAAAGACACACUUGUUAUGAAUGAGUUCAGGCCUCCGUUAAAUGCGCAAUAUUUGAAGGUGUUGCCAAUUAAAUGGCAGAACAGCAUCGAGAUCAGGGUUGAACCCGUAGGCUGCUUUGAGCCAUACCCUGUCACAAAAGCACCGAAAUCUGAUCGCGCGCUAGCUCCUUGUGAACUGUGCCCUGGCGUGCCAACGACGUCAUCAUGCAAGUGCGGGCCAACACUCUACUACGACGGGGAAAAUUGUGUAACCAGGGAUCAGUGUCCGUGUAUGGUCGGAUUUAUUUCAUACACGGUAGGCUCCAUGUUCCGCGGUGAUAACUGUGACGAAUGUAUAUGUAAACUGGGCGGGAUCACGGACUGUAGACCCGUCACACAGUGCGUCUGUAAGCCGGAUCUGGUUCCGAAAUUAUCUCCGAGUUGUGAGUGUCUCUGCGAGCCGUGCAGCAACGGCACGAAGAUUUGCCCAACCAGCAAACUAUGCCUUCCCACGGAGAAGUGGUGUGACGGUCUUCAGGACUGCCCUGAUGAUGAGCGAGACUGCGCAGUCGUUACGGAGACUGCAAAAACCAUCGUGGUGCAUACUGAGGCUGCGACUAAACCCACAACACACCUUGCAACUACUCCAGUGACUACUUUGGCAACUACUGAGAAACCAUUGGAGUGCCCAAAAGUUGAGUGUCCCCCGGGCUACUUCGUCAAACAAACAACCAAAACUCACUCAAGUUAUUCAUCUGCCGACACGGACUUGCCCCCGCCGCGACCUCGGUACUCUUACCAGAGGUUCCGCAAAGGAGGAUACGCGAAGGGAGGCUUCUCUAAAGGAGGAUUCUCUAAGACUGGAUUCUCCAAAGGAGCGUACUCGAAAGGAGGCCGAAAUGGCCUUCCCGCACCACCGCGGCAAACGCAAGCGUUCACCCUGGAGAAGCCAACAUCUGCCAACACGACUAAGAAACAAGAGUGCGUACAGUUCAAAUGCGUACCGAACCUGCCGCCGCCGUACAGGCCCGGGGUCACGCCCAAGCCCGUGGAGUGCUCCACGCCUGUUUGUCCGCGACAUUAUACGCUUAAAUUGGAAAGUGUACCGGAUGAAAUCAAUAAGUGCCCACAAUACAUCUGCGUACCGCCGGUGGAGCGCCCAGCAUUCUGCAACGUGACGGGGCGCUCCUUCACCACCUUCGACGGCACAGAGUACAAAUACGACGUCUGCUACCACAUCCUGGCCAGGGACAACAAGUUGGGAGCCUGGACUGUCCUCAUCCGCAAGAAAUGCCGUUUGGAAGGUUGUAUGAACGAGCUCCUGGUACUUCAAGAUGACCAACUAAUCCUAGUGAAGCCGAACCUGAUGAUAGAAUACGACAACUAUGAAUAUACAGUUGAGCAGACCAGCAAGAUCUGCUUCCAGAAGAAUAGCUUCGAUGUUUUCCGCCAAGGAAAGGGUAUCGCUAUCAAAUCCAGGAAAUAUUUGUUCUUUGUCAUGUAUUUGCCCGACGGUGAUGUAAAAAUUGGGGUACAUAAGAAGUACAUGGGGUCAGUGGACGGGCUGUGCGGCCUGUUUGACGGCGACGCGAGCAACGAUCGCACCUUGCCCGACGGAACCCUGGCGACGUCGAUAAGUCAGUUCGCGCGGAGUUGGGCGAAGCCAGGGUUGCCUCCCGACGCGUGCCAGACCAAGGUCAUCCCGCCGCAGAAACAGAAGCGGGUUUGGGAUCUCUGCAAUGUUAUAACCGAAAAGCCACUGUCUGAAUGCGCCAAGGUGCUAAACCUCGAUAAAUGGCGCAACAUAUGCCUGGAGAAGAUAUGCGAGUGCGCGGAACUAGCCACAGACGGCAUCAAGAGGACAGAGGAGGAGUGUAGGUGUCUGCUACUGGAGCAGCUGGUAGCGGAAUGUCUGGCCGCUGACAAAAACAUCGAUGUUAGCACGUGGAGAAUACAGAACGGAUGCCGCGCGGAGUGUCCGCCCCCGCUGGUUCACUACGACUGCUACCGCAAGGGAUGCGAGCCGGCGUGUGGUGCGCCCGCGCAGGCGCAGUGCCCGCAGGUGGAGGGGCAGUGCUUCCCCGGCUGCUACUGCCCCGAGGGCACGCUGCGGAAGGAAGACAGGUGCCUUGCACCACACGACUGUAUCGACUGUGUAUGCACAGGGCUGGGUACUCCAGCCAAGUAUGUGACUUUUGAGGGAGAUGACCUUCCCUUCCUGGGCAACUGCACCUACCUCGCCUCCAGAGACCGAAGUGAGACGGGACAGCAUAAGUAUCAGGUAUACUCAUCGAAUGGCCCGUGCGAAGAGAGCAAGGACGCAGUCUGCACAAAGAUCGUCCAUCUGAUGUAUGGAACCAAUAUCAUCCAUGUGACGAAAGAUCCACACACGAAAAAGUUGGUGACGACAGUGAACGGCAGGCAAGUGUUCCGGUACCCGUUUGACAACGAGUGGGCCGUCGUCAGCCCCGUGUACGGGCAGGACGUCAGCAUCAUGCUGCCCGACCUACACGUUGAGCUGCAAGUGACACAAAGCAAGCUGGAGUUUAGCGUGCGGCUGCCUUCACAUCUGUAUGGGAAUCGAUCCGAGGGUCUGUGCGGAGUCUGCGCCGGCUAUCAGGAGCAUCUCGUAACCAGCAAUGGAACUGUCACCGAUGACUUCGAACUGUACGGCAAGAGUUGGAAGGCCAGCCCUGAAGUCCUGGCGUCACUGGAAGUACCGCCGCAGGAGCAAUGCGGCGAGGUGAUCCCCGAACCCGAGUGCGUGCCGCUGCCUCCAGAGGUGAACCCCUGCUACAACCUGCACAACGUUGAUAAAUUUGGACCGUGCCACGCGCUCGUAGACCCAGAGUCAUACAUAGAGUCCUGUCAGCGAGAGCUGUGCGACUUGAACUCCACAAAUGCGUGCCCCAGUCUGGAGCGGUACGCGGACGAAUGCAGGCGCCAAGGCAUCUGUCUGGAUUGGAGAAGCGGUCUCUGCCCGACCACUUGUGAAGCACCGCUAGUGCAUAGAGCGUGUGUAGACUGCGAACGGACUUGCGAGAACUAUGAGGAAUUCAAAAAGGACCCGGCGAGCUGCCGUACCCCGCCUGCCGAAGGCUGCUUCUGUCCACAAGGCCUUGUGCGAGUGAACAGCACGUGUAUAGAGCCUUCCAAGUGCUUCCCGUGCGACUCCAACAGCGAACACUACGCAGGCGACGAAUGGCAGGAGGAUGCGUGCACGAAAUGCACGUGCAGUAGGGUCGGGGAGCAGAACGCAGCGCAUGUAGCAUGCACCACGCAGGUGUGCUCUGUGCCCGUGUGUUUGCAGCACGAGGACCUGGUGAAGAAGGCUGUCAAGCCCUCUGCCUGUUGCCCGGAGUAUAUGUGCGUACCAAAGCCCACACAACCACAAAUCCAAUGCGAGGAAGCCAAAAAGAUGGACUGCGGUUUCGGACAAGUGUUGAAACAGAAAAUCAACUCAAAUGGAUGUCAAGAGUUUGCGUGCGAAUGCAAGCCCGCGAGCGAGUGCGAGGUGAUACCUGACGACAGCCAGGUAGAGAUGCUGGAGCCUGGAGUGGAGCGCGUGGUGGACAACAGCGGCUGCUGUCCCAAGGUGGAACUGCUGUGCCGCGCCGACAAGUGCCCCAGGCCGCACCCCUGUCCGGAGUUCCAUACCCUCGAGGUGCGCAACAUCACGGGGAAAUGCUGCCCGGAAUACAAUUGCGAACUACCCAAGGACAAAUGCGUGGUGACUGUUGAAUGGGAAGCAGCAGCUAGCGGCGGAGAGAAGUCACGACCCGAGCCUCUGAGGAUGAUCAAAGAUCUGGAUGAGUCGUGGACGGACGGGCCGUGUCGGUCGUGCCGGUGCGUGUCUUCGGCUGGAGCGCGUGACAAACCCAGCCCGCAGUGCAGCGUGACGCAGUGUCCCGCCGCCGUGUCCGAGCAGUACGUGACGGAGACGCGCCCAGUGCCUUUUGCGUGCUGCCCGCGUCACGUGCACGUCGCGUGUCGGUACCAGAAUCAAGCAUACAAGGUUAACGAAACCUGGAAGUCACCAGAAAAACCCUGCGAGUCGUUCCUCUGCAAGGAGAUAGGUGAUGGAGCGCUCGAGGUGGUCACCACCAUGCAAACCUGCGAUACCACUUGUCAGCCGGGCUGGCAAUACUUCCCCGCACCGGACAGCGACCAAUGCUGCGGUCGAUGCCAGCCCGUAGCGUGCGUUGUGGACGGACGCACACGCAAUAUCUCCGAGACGUGGAAGUCCGACGAUUUCUGCGUCACCUAUACCUGCGUCGAUCUUAAUGGAACUCUACAAGUGCAGUCGACCAACGAGACGUGUCCGAAGAUAGCCGAGUCCACACUGAAGCAGUUCGUAGUGAGCGAGGAGCACACGGCCGGCCAGUGUUGUGCCAAGCGGGAGCUCGUGGCCUGUCGCUACCAGAAUGAUAUUUAUCAGGACGGUCAAACAUGGAACACAUCUGACCCGUGCAAGAAAUUAACAUGUUCGCGUGACGCGGCGGGACAACUCAGUCACGUGGAGCACGUCGAGAGCUGCGAGCGGGACUGCAAGCCGGGCUGGGGAUACGAGGCACCGUCCGCAGAUGUCUGCUGCGGCCGAUGUGUCAAGCAAAAGUGCGUUAUCGGCCAAGAGUUGAAAGAACCCGGAAGUGUUUGGAAGUCUGUGGACAACUGCACUACAUACUCGUGCGAGCGCGCAGACGGCGACGUGUUCGUGACGUCAUCGCGGGUGCAGUGCGCCGACGUGAGCACGUGCGCUGACGAGGACAUUGUGCUGGAGGAGUGCUGCAGGGUCUGCAAGCUGAGGCCCAGCUCCCUAUCGAGCUGCGUUCCCGUGGAGAUCAGCCCGGCGGAGUCUGUGGGUCUGAUCCGCGUGCGACUGGCAGCGCACGGUCUCUGUGUCAAUAGUGACACCAUCCGGGGCUUCCGCGAGUGCCGCGGCUCCUGCGAGUCAGGCACCCUCUACAACAACCAGACGGGCAGCCAUGACUCGAGCUGCGAGUGUUGCCAGGCGAGCCAGUACGAGCCUCUGACAGUUCCGCUGCGCUGUGAAGACGGACACAGGCAGCUCCACCGCGUGGCCUCGCCCAAGGUGUGCGGAUGUCUGGGCUGCGGCGCCCGGCCACAUCCAGCUAAAGGUCGUCGUCCGGCCUCUGAAGAUGAAUACGCCAUCCCGCACGUAUACGCAAGAUUCGGGGACACAACGGAUCGCAAAAAAUAGACUAACUAGAUAAACAAACCAUAUUGAGUAGGUGCUACCGCCAAGACCGAUAAAAUCUAGGCAUCUUCUAGAAGUAACAGCACUAUCAGCAGUUCUGGCACUAUUUAUAACCAUUUUUUUGCACACUUACGGCACAAAUCUUGACUACAAAAAAAUGUACACUGUUUUUGUAUUCUAACUUAACGUGUAUAAUAAAUAAAUAAGUAAAAA
Molecule: messenger RNA, 12525 nt
Organism: Leptidea sinapis
Lineage: Eukaryota; Metazoa; Arthropoda; Insecta; Lepidoptera; Pieridae
Gene: Hml
Product: hemocytin-like
Exons: 73
Coding region: 58-12315 (4085 amino acids)
Cellular component (GO): extracellular matrix; extracellular region
Molecular function (GO): chitin binding; protein binding
Source: RefSeq, a predicted model, not a curated record